Molecule: messenger RNA, 3764 nt
Organism: Danio aesculapii
Lineage: Eukaryota; Metazoa; Chordata; Actinopteri; Cypriniformes; Danionidae
Gene: cdh12b
Product: cadherin-12
Exons: 12
Coding region: 554-2965 (803 amino acids)
Biological process (GO): homophilic cell-cell adhesion; cell morphogenesis; cell-cell junction assembly
Cellular component (GO): catenin complex; adherens junction; plasma membrane
Molecular function (GO): cadherin binding; calcium ion binding
Source: RefSeq, a predicted model, not a curated record
CGUCCAGCUCACUCACUGUCACUCUCUCGCGCACUCUUUCUCUCUCUCUUCAUAAAACCGCAGGGACGUUCACUUCAUCGGUCUCUCUCUCUUUCGCGCGCGCGCGCUCUCGCUCAACCGCGUUUUUUCUUUCCUCACUAACGGCACGCGCAUCUGUCUUCGCUUCUGUACAGUACAGGAUGAACAAGAACGAGAGACUCCUCAGAGAGAGAGAGUAGAUGAGAAAACAAGGAACUAAUAUAAACAAAGGUGAAACGAGGAGGGGGAGAAGACUGAGGACGAGAGUUUGGCAUUUGGAUUUUACUAAUUUCAACCCGGCUUCCAUCUGUUUUGGCCCCGUGGACUCGUAGUUAAGGUGAUGAAUCUACUACCUGACUGACUUGCUUCGUAUCUCCAGCGAGGGGAGUGGAACAGUCCCAGACCACAAGCCUCCAUCUGUCUCUUCUGGAUUCGCGCUCCAGCUUGUGAGCAUCGGAGCCCUGGAUCUCUUGUCUCUCACCUCCCCUUUUUCCUCUGGACCUUGACGUGGGAACAGACCGUAACAGAUCGCCCAAUGCUGAGGAGGAACUGCCUGCUGCUGUUCCUGUGCUUCCUCUUUGAGCAGAGCUCCUGCGCUCCCUUCCAGAGCAGGCCAGGCCAAGAGUGGCCCCACAGCCCGACGGGGCCAGCGGCGGCAGGGAGGAAUGGAGGUUCCAGAGGAUUCCAGAGGGUCAAGAGGGGCUGGGUGUGGAACCAGUUCUUUGUGCUGGAGGAGUACAUGGGCUCCGACCCGCAGUAUGUUGGAAAGCUGCACACUGACUUGGAUAAAGGCGACAGCGCAGUGAAAUACACUCUGUCGGGUGACGGAGCUGGAACAAUCUUCACCAUCGACCAGACCACCGGAGACAUCCAUGCAUUACGCAGUCUGGACCGUGAGGAGAAGCCGUACUACACACUGAGAGCACAAGCGGUCGACAUCGACACCAACCGGCCACUCGAACCAGAGUCUGAGUUUGUUAUCAAAGUGCAGGACAUCAAUGACAAUGAGCCAAAGUUCCUGGAAGGACCCUACACGGCUAGUGUACCUGAGAUGUCGCCUGUGGGUACGUAUGUGAUGAAGGUGACAGCAACAGACGCAGAUGACCCUACAUAUGGAAAUAGUGCCAGAGUCGUGUACAGCAUUUUGCACGGCCAGCCGUAUUUCUCUGUGGACCCCAAAACAGGAGUGAUCCGGACAGCUCUUCCUAACAUGGACCGUGAGGUGAAGGAGCUCUAUCAGGUUCUCAUCCAGGCCAAAGACAUGGGCGGGCAGUUGGGGGGUCUGGCAGGGACCACCACCAUCAACAUCACUCUGAGUGACGUCAACGACAACCCACCAAGGUUUUCUAAAAGCAUCUUCCACCUGCGUGUACCGGAGUCAUCAGCAGUCGGCUCAGCGGUUGGCAGAAUCAAAGCUCAUGAUCUGGACAUUGGGAAGAAUGCGGAGGUCGAAUACAACAUCGUCCCUGGGGAUGGAGGAGCCAUGUUUGAUAUCACCACCAACGAGCACAAUCAAGAGGGGAUCAUCAUGCUCAAAAAGCCAUUGGACUAUGAGACCAAAAAGGCAUACACAUUCAAAGUGGAGGCCUCGAAUGCACACCUGGAUCCACGUUUCCACAGUUUUGGCCCAUUUAAAGACACCGCAACAGUGAAGAUUAACGUUCUGGAUGUGGAUGAGCCUCCCGUCUUCAGCAAACCCUCCUACGCAAUGGAUGUUUAUGAGGACACACCACAAGGCACCAUUAUAGGAGCCGUUACUGCACAGGAUCUCGACGCAGGAAACAGUCCAGUCAGGUACUCCAUAGACUGGAAGAGUGAUCUGGACAGCUUCUUCGACAUCGAUCCUGUGAGAGGAACCAUCUCCACCAAUGAGCUUCUGGACAGGGAGAGUAUAGCGCAGCACAACAUUUCAGUCGUGGCCACUAAAGUUAAUAACCCGGUGUUGACCAGUCGAGUGGCCGUCUCAGUUCAUGUGCUGGACAUUAAUGAGUUUCCUCCAGAGCUGGCCAUGCCGUAUGAGACCUUCGUGUGCGAGAGCGCUAAAGUCGGCCAGUUGAUUCAGAUCAUCAGUGCAAAGGACGAGGAUCUUCCCCAAGCUGGACAAAGAUUUUCCUUCAGAUCCCCUCAAGAAGGAGUGAAGACCAAAAACUUCACCAUUAGAGACUUCGGCAAUAACACAGCUGGAGUGGUGACUCUGCGCAGCGGCUUCAAGCGGCGUUCUCAGGAGAUCUACCAUCUUCCAGUCGUGAUAGAAGACGGAGGCCUGCAGACACUGAGCAGCACCAGCACCCUCACCAUCCGCGUGUGUGGCUGUGACACCGAUGGAUCUUUAUUAACCUGCAGCGCUGAAGCCAUUUUCCUCCCAGUAGGCCUCAGUACCGGAGCCCUGAUCGCUAUUCUGGUGUGCAUCAUCAUACUGCUGGUGAUCGUGGUGCUCUACGUGGGGGUUCGGCGGCAGAAGAAGAAAGAGACACUCAUGACGUCUAAAGAAGACAUCCGUGACAAUGUCAUCCAUUACGAUGAUGAAGGAGGAGGCGAAGAGGACACGCACGCUUUCGACAUGGGCACCCUCCGCAACCCCAAAGUCAUCAAGGAAAACCUGUUUCGUCGAGAUGUCAAGCCAGAGCUGGGGUUGUGUCCGCGGCGGCCGAUCGGCUCGCAGAACAGCAACGACAUCAGCAACUUCAUCAGUCAGCGUCUGCAGGAGCACGAUGGAGACACUUCCGCACCACCAUAUGAUUCGCUGGCCACUUACGCCUAUGAGGGCGAGGGUUCGGUGGCCGAAAGUUUGAGUUCCAUAGAGUCCAUAAAAGGGGAAACAGAAGAGGACUAUGAUUACCUCAACGAGUGGGGGCCUCGCUUCAAAACCCUCGCAGGGAUAUUCGGAGAACGAUCAGAGAGCCAAUCAGACGUAACAUCCAGCUCCGCCACCGAAAACAAACACUGAUGUUGCUUUAUUUUUUUUAUUUAUUUAUUUUGAUGAAUGCUUUGAGACAAACAUAGACGUGCGUUCAACGUUUUGAAUUGAUUAUUAUUUUGUAGUUCCUCUGUUUGUUUUGAGAGGGGAGGGGUGUAGUUUGCCUUGAUUUCAUACUCAAAACACAGGAGGAUAAAGGAAGCCAGAAUUGGAAAAAACGAAAAAAAAAAUGCAGCUUUUGGAUUAUCUGUAAAUGAAUGUUGGAGAUAUUUUGGUCGUAUUUAUUCAGCUUUGCUUUUCACACACAAACAGACACAAAAAAUGAACCACACAGAAGAUGCAAAUUUUUUCUGACAUCCUUAAAAAGUGCCUCAAUGGAGUUGGUUUGUUAAUUCUUCUUUUUUUACGGUUUAGCUUUGUUUCGUCACCCUUCUUAAAGAUGAAUGGCGUCGCAAACCACAGCUGACCGUGACCUGGAUUCCUGGCUUCGGUGGAUGGGCUUUUGAGAGGAAAUGUCUUCAUGGGCCUCGUUUGGCCAAAGAAAUUAGUUUUUAUGUUAUUUAUGAUUCUAUUUAUUUAUUUGUGAGGCUGUCGAGACGAGUUGUAACGUUUUAUUAUGUAUUUAUCUAUUUAUCAUGAUUUCAAAUCGAAUUUCUUAUUUUUUUGAAGGAUUUUCUUAAUUAUUUGCUCCUCGUGAGGACAUGGACGUCAUAGUCCCAAGAGGAACUUGUAUGGACUUGUACUUGUUGUAAAAAAUGAACUUUAGGGCUAAACGAGCUAUUACAGUUGAGUCCUGUAAUAAAAACACAGUUUUCUUAAAUAAACACCA